UUCGUUCGUUCGUCAGUUUCUUUCGGCUAUCGUUGCGUAAGAAAUGCCAGUUAUGUUAAUUUUUCAAAAAAAUGGACAAGAAAUAACGACUCAAGGGAAAUAACUGCAUCAACAAGUUUGGUACAAAAUGGUGUCAGAAGUAUAAGAGCAUCCAAACUCACAGUGGAUAAUAUCAAGGAUUAUGAUGAAAACAUUGGAUGCCCAAUCUGCAGAAGAAACAUUACCUUCACUUAUAAAGUACUCAAUAACAGCAUGAAAUAUGUUUUAUUUGCAGGGGUUCUUCCUAAACUGUCACCAAUCCUGAUAAGAGAGCUGGAAAGCCAAAAGCAGGCUCAGGAAUAAAGUCACAAGUCAAUCACAAACUUGAGUCACUGGUCACUUUGGGAUCAGCAUCCAGCUGAAUACGAUGUCUUAUCAGAAUCAUGUUUUUCACAAUUGACAAGCCCAGUCUUACUCUGGUGGUAAAAGAGAAGUCCUCAGAAAGACCUGCUGACCUAUUUUUUUGCCUCAUGGAAAUAUUCUCCAAGAAAAAAUGGAAGCAGAAUACUAUAUUUAUUCUGUUUUUUAAAUGACAACAGACUCACUUAUAAGCAGUGAUUUCAUCAAUCUUUGCAAACAACGUAAGGAUAAUAGUAUGCUUAUUUGGUAAAAUGUCAUUCAAAUAACAACAAAUUCAUUUAAAUUUUUUUUGUAUGGGUUCUGCAUGACUGAAAUACCUGAAAAGCUUUUAGAUGACUCAAAUAAAAAUGAUAGCACAACAU
This is a messenger RNA of Pocillopora damicornis (cauliflower coral), 761 nucleotides long. RefSeq lists its product as uncharacterized. The record is from RefSeq and is a predicted model, not a curated record. Gene Ontology annotation, biological process: mitochondrial translation. Gene Ontology annotation, molecular function: structural constituent of ribosome; small ribosomal subunit rRNA binding. NCBI's taxonomy places the organism in Eukaryota, Metazoa, Cnidaria, Anthozoa, Scleractinia, Pocilloporidae. Gene Ontology annotation, cellular component: ribosome; mitochondrial small ribosomal subunit.